AUGAUCACACUCGGCCUCGAAGAUGAAAUGUUUCGAAAUCUCCAUAAGUACUUUGGAGGUGAAAACACUCUAUCUACAAAGAGGCUAGAUCAUGUCGUGGGCCAAAUGGUGGCGUUUGGAGAUUAUAAAUGCGUGCAGGAAUACAUACGCACUAGCCCAGAGGUUGAGCUCUUCCUGUUCGGCACAGAUGAGAAAGGUGAUUCGGCAUUAAAUCUGGCAGCCUGCGAGAAGUACCCGGCGAUAGUGAAGCUUCUGCUGGAUAACGGAACAAAUACUGAUCAUCAGAACAAGGCUGGCCGGACGCCGCUCAUGGAAGCAGCCCUUUGGGGACGAAUAGAGAAUGUCAAGCAUCUUUUAAAGAAUGGCGCAAAGAAGGAUCUUUACGAUAGUGAUGGUUGCCAAGCAGCCGACCUUGCAGAUUCAUCUCUGAAGAAUGAUGAGGAACGCUUCCGGCGAUCUGGUGGUGAGCACCAGAUCUAUAAAGAGGUGACGUAUCUCGCCAAUGAAGCACGGCGAGUGAUUUUUGAGCUGUUGAAGCAGCCAGAGGCUAGCGUGGGUCAACAGGCCACUACAAGGGAUCCGACCUUUCAAGCGCAUUCGUUCAAGAGAACGAGUCAGGGAAUCAUAUCGCUCAUUGGCCCCCUGGCAGAUUUCCCUGUCCCAAACGGAUGGAAAACAAUCGCGACUUUACAACGACCAUCCCCAUACCCUCUAGUGGCGGCUAUGAGCGGCUGGAGUCAUGAAGAGACGAAGGUCACGGUGUCUGGCAGUGACUGGACAGACGAAGUCAUCAGAAUUUCUGCGAUUGUCGGACACCAGCUCAAAGUCGACAAUCAACGUGAUCGUGGGAAUCCAGGUCUAUUCUCUGCCUGUCACGCAGAGAAGCAGCUGAUUGCGUACUUCAUUAGCGCACACGCGCUGAUUGAGUCCGAAGACCAUGAGGAUUUACUGGACGCGAAGCCACCCGUCCCGCUGAGAAAGGCAACAAUUCUUGUUAGCCGUCCGCCAUGCAACGAUUGUCUGAGAUUCAUCGCCGCGGUGAACUCGGCCAUGGGUUUGAGAAUCGCAGUUCUGGAUCGUUCCGAAGGUGUUUAA
Cercospora beticola is the source of this 1095-nucleotide messenger RNA. RefSeq names its product ankyrin repeat domain-containing protein. NCBI's taxonomy places the organism in Eukaryota, Fungi, Ascomycota, Dothideomycetes, Mycosphaerellales, Mycosphaerellaceae. The record is from RefSeq and is a predicted model, not a curated record. Gene Ontology annotation, molecular function: protein binding.